AUGGAGUCUACAAAUAUCACGAAGAAAGAAAGAAAGAAAGAAAGGAUAGCCAAAAUUGAACCUCGAUCUGGCCAUGGACAGCAGCAAUAUGCAAAGCCGAGUUGCGAUCGUAAACCGUGUAAUGAUGAACAAAAGCCGAAUCCCUUCCCAAUACUUCCUCGACGAAUUAUGCUUUGCACAUCUUUCACACGGUGGUGGUGCACCAGCGGCCUGAGAGAUGCACCACCGUUGGAGGUGGGUGGGUGGACAGGUUCACAACAACAUCAAGCAAAUGUUUAUCUCACAAAAAUUUCCCCAAGGUUCUCAACUACAAUAUUGCACGACACAAAAGAGGGUUCAACUCUUCACAAGGUGAAUAAGGCUACACUUCAAGGUUGA
Striga asiatica is the source of this 378-nucleotide messenger RNA. The record is from the annotation of a GenBank genome assembly. Lineage: Eukaryota; Viridiplantae; Streptophyta; Magnoliopsida; Lamiales; Orobanchaceae.